Messenger RNA from Thalassophryne amazonica, 2600 nucleotides. It is a transcript of the gene cdc42ep4a, whose product is annotated as CDC42 effector protein (Rho GTPase binding) 4a. The record is from RefSeq and is a predicted model, not a curated record. The transcript is spliced from 2 exons. NCBI's taxonomy places the organism in Eukaryota, Metazoa, Chordata, Actinopteri, Batrachoidiformes, Batrachoididae. Bases 380 to 1444 code for a protein of 354 amino acids.
AGGAGGAGGGCGGGGCAUUGUUGAGUAAAUGCGAGUCACAGAAGCAGUGCGGCUUCUGACCCGAGGAUGCUGUGACAGAAAUAAAGAGUGCAGCUUGUCUAAGAGAAAUUAUCUGUUUGUUUGUUUUAGAAUUACCUGAGCCUUUAGCUUUUUGGCUUUGAUGAGUGCACUUCCGCAGUCAGCCUGCUGGGGGCCUCAAAGCGGAGCAGCUGCCGGAUUUUGUCAAUGGGAUAAAGGUUGCCCUUCUGACAGGAAUUGAGACACGGCAACACCUAACCUGAUAUCCCUGGAAAGGAUUGUCCUCAAGAAACAAGAGUAGGAAUUAAAGACUUCAAGAUAUAAGCUGUUAUUUUUGUCUGAAGGCACACAUUCUGCCACCAUGCCAAUCCUGAAGCAGCUCGUGUCUGGCACAUACCAAGCAAAGCGUCGAUCACGCACGGAUUUGACCAGGGAGAUGAUCAGUGCUCCACUGGGCGACUUCCGCCACACCAUGCACGUUGGCCGCAGUGGUGACGCAUUCGGCGACACGUCCUUUCUCAGCAGCCAUUCUGGGGAGGCUUCCCCUGAAACCACAUCUUUUCCCCGCUCUCCGAGGCCCAGUCUCCUGUCUCGCACCUUCCGGAGCAGCAAGCGUUCCCAAUCUGUGACUAGGGUGGAUCAGCAGAGAGACAACACACUUCUGACCCCUGGUGCAUCUCCACCUUCUAUUGUCAAGAAUGCCAUGUCUCUGCCUUUCCUUGGUGACAGCGACCAAUCAGACACCUUGCUGGCAAAGAGUUUGUCCUCAACUCCUGUAAAGCACCAGGAAGCGCUGGAUAACAGUCCUUCUGCCAGUGCUGCUGCUGCUACUCACUUCCUGGAACUGGAAGAAAAGAGCUUUGGAGAACUACGUGAACUUCCAGACACCUCCCAGUACUGCGGAGGUGGCGGGAUGAAACACGCCGAGUCUGUGAUGUCAUUUCACGUUGACCUGGGACCCUCCAUGUUGGGGGAAAUCCUCGGCAUGAUGGAGAAGGAGGAUGAUGAUCUGGGCUACGAGGAGGGCAAGAACAGCGAGGGCCGAGCCUCGCCGCCUCUCAGCACCCAUGAAGAGGAAGAGGACCACGUGGAGAGGAGACAGGAUGAUGAUAAAGAUCAAGUGGUGGGAGAGGAAGGAGCAGCAGUACCCCUGCAGGCCUCUAUGCAUCCGAACAGCGCUGUAGACCUGGGGCCUGAGAACUGGGCUCCUUACAACUCUGAGUACACUCCGGAGGCCCAACCCAAACAUCCCAAACAUCUCGACAGCUGUUCAGUGUCCAGCUCAGGCUCUGCUGCCAUGGAGGAGAAGCCAAACAGCCACACUUACGCAGGAGACACAGACAGCGCCACCUUCAGCGGCCUUCCAGAGGAGGAGAGCCACUUUUCUUCCUUCAUGGAGGAUGAAGAUGAUGAAAUCCAUGUUUGAGGGGGGAAAAAAUGGAACAGACCUCUAGAAGUGUUUUUUGUACACUUUGCAAGUCUUUGGAAAGUGGAUUUGCACUUGGUACAGAAAUACAACAUUGCUGCUGUAGGAGAUGAUGGAAGACUUUCUACUUAGGUCUGUUUCUCCUGCGUGACGAGGGUGACGAGCUCGAACUCCAUCUGUCAGAGACCCGCCCACCCACCCGCCACUUAGGGUUUGUCUGUUUGUCUGUCGCUGCCUUUGAAAACUGAGGGAACUGAUAUGAAAGAGCAGCCAAGAACUGAAUAUGGAACAUUCCACACAUAAAGCAGCACGGAAUGGCUUAAAAAGGAACUUUUUGUAGUGGAGAAACAUUCUCUAUAACGAAAGAUUGGUUCAUGCACUCCCCCCCAUCUCCCCUCACUUGACAUGUCACAUGUCCUUGUUCUUCUUUGCUCUCUGGUGGAGCGACAUCAUGGGGUCUGAGUUGAACAGAAGGCCUCAGUCACAGCAGGAUCACUGGUGGGUAUCUUGUCAUAAUAAAGGGGUCUGUGUUUGUCACCGGAGCGUGCAGCCCUUCCUUGAGCCUCUUUUAUCAGGAAAAACAGAGUGCCACAGUUCAGUCAGCAUUUCCUCCCUUAUGUAACUCAGGGUCCAUGUGCUGCUGUUGCUCAAACGUUUCUUGCUGUAAAGCUGGACCACAAAAAAUAAACCAAAAUUGUCACUGUGAGCGCCGCCACACAGGCUACAGCUCAGUUUAGAUUAAAGAUAGAAUGACUGCAAACUUGAUGAGAUCUACCGGCCUGUGUUUGGUCUAAACCGUGACAUUACUACAGGAACUCGAUUUUGCAGAUUGAGAACACAAGACGAACCUGCCAUUGCUUUUGCAAUUAAAAUGAAACUGAAAAAGAUUUGACAACCACUUCCUUCCUCCUUUUUUCAUGUGAGAAGCUGCAGAGAGCGGCGGAGGUAUAUGUGCUAAGACUUUCCACUAGGCGGCCUUUAGUUUUUGCCGAAAACUCCAACAGCCACAAUUAAACCAGACACUACUAAUAUUUACUGUUUAAUACCGGUGUGAGAUCUUUGUGUUUUGAAAGAGCCAGCAAGGAGCAGAAAGAAACCUGCCUAUUUCUUAUGCAAAACACAUUUUCAUUGCAGCUUCACUGUAUCUCUUACAUCA